Molecule: messenger RNA, 1765 nt
Organism: Tachysurus fulvidraco (yellow catfish)
Lineage: Eukaryota; Metazoa; Chordata; Actinopteri; Siluriformes; Bagridae
Product: ras-related protein Ral-B
Exons: 5
Coding region: 139-759 (206 amino acids)
Biological process (GO): Ras protein signal transduction
Cellular component (GO): plasma membrane
Molecular function (GO): GDP binding; GTP binding; GTPase activity
Source: RefSeq, a predicted model, not a curated record
GUUCAGUGACAUCACAUCCCUACACUGCGCGCCACUGCAUUUCCGGUGGAUGGGACGACGGACGAGUAGCAGUUUGGGAACAGGGGACGAGCUUCUUUGGAGAAUUACUGCCUGUUGCAACUGAAACUCAGAGGACACAUGGCAGCCAACAAGAGCAAGGGCCAGAGCUCUCUGGUGCUGCACAAGGUCAUCAUGGUGGGAAGCGGAGGAGUGGGCAAAUCAGCACUCACACUGCAGUUCAUGUACGACGAGUUUGUUGAAGACUAUGAGCCCACUAAAGCAGACAGCUAUAGGAAGAAGGUUGUGCUAGAUGGAGAGGAGGUUCAGAUCGACAUCCUGGACACAGCAGGACAAGAGGACUAUGCAGCCAUUAGGGAUAAUUACUUCCGCAGCGGAGAGGGCUUCCUGCUAGUGUUCUCCAUCACAGAGCAGGAGUCGUUCAGUGCCACCUCCGAGUUCAGAGAGCAAAUCCUGCGUGUGAAGGCAGAGGAAGAUAAGAUUCCUCUGUUGUUAGUUGGAAAUAAAUCUGAUUUGGAGGAUAAGAGGCAGGUGUCUGUGACCGGAGCCCGAGAAAAAGCAGAUGAAUGGGGAGUGCAGUAUGUGGAAACCUCAGCAAAAACGCGUGCCAAUGUCGAUAAGGUGUUUUUUGACCUAAUGAGGGAGGUACGGGCCAAGAAGAUGGCUGAGAACAAGGAUAAAAAUGGCAAGAAGAGUGGCAAGAAGAAAAAAAGCCUGAAAGAACGCUGCACUUUGCUUUGAAUCAGAAGAACCCUGAAGAAAGCCUCACUCGGAACAAAGCCUUUCUGGUGGAAACGGAAAACCCAAAAGCUGUUUUUUUCCCCACUAUUGUGGUUAACGUUGCCAAAUCCAGACAGAGUUAAGAACUGUGAACAGAUGCCAUUGUUCUUCCUUGCUGUAUUCAGUAAGGUUUAUGCAGCUGUCAUACAUUAUGGUUUUCUUUUCCAAGAACCUUUCUUCUGCCAUCAAACAAAUAAGAACCAACUAGGUGGACAUUCAUGCUGUUUGCAAUUUGCCAUAUUCCAUCAUCAUAGGUUGUUGGCAAUGCCUCCUACUAAUAUAUGAGUUAGUUACAUACAUUGAGUAUGUGAUAUAAUUACUGCAUUAAUACUUACCACUACCGGAUUUCAUAUUCAAUUAGCUAGUAGUUUUCAUGCCAUCAGCACUAUUUAAUUAGAUGAACUAUGUCAUUUUAAAAUGAACCACCAUAGUUUAGCCACAAUCAUAUUAUGUUAAAAAAUUUGAUCAUUAUGUGUUUAGAUUAGACAAGUCUUUGCUGAUGUCUGCAGCACCUUUAAGGAAUAACAUUCUGAACCUGGUUUUGUAAGAGCUUCAUAGCACAGAGACCAUUGUUUAAGUGGGAAAAUGAGUGUAUAAUGUGUUAAACACUUUAAUGAUGAGAUGUUUUUGAAUGCAGUGCUAUGGGAUGUUAAACAAAGCAAGAUGGUCUGGUUAUCUGGAUAAUGGGAGUCAAAUAUAAUGAACAAUGCUCAUGGAGAAAUACACACUGUUAGUUAGUUAUACGGCUAUCGGAGGAAAUCUGCUUGUUGUAAUACUGCUAUGAUGUGUAUUAGUAUUUUCAAAGACUUCACUAUGCAAAGCCUACCACAUAUAUUGCUUUUAGUAUAACUAUAAAUAUGUUUUUGUGAUAACCAUAUUUUUGUAAUUGAAUCACUUUUUGUAUGAAAUGCUUUUUACUGAUUCACUGUAUGAUGUUAACAGACCAAAUAAACCUAUUUGUUUAGUA